CCAGCCGGUUGGAGCACUCCGCCUCCCAGCUACUAUUGAAACUCCACGUCUGCUACCACUUGCCUGCUGCUUGCUCCCUGGCACACAUUUUGAAUCUGUUUACACGUACCCAUUUGAAACAUGUGAAGACGCAUUUGGAAACUAUGUAGACGUACGACUUUGUUUGCUGUAUCAACGUAGGCCUUUAUAUGCAAUGUAGGCGGAGACCUUUGGAUGCUGUGUAAAUCAGGCAUUUGGAAACUGUGUUAACUUUCUGCAGGUCGUUGCAAAGACUUGAGUUGUUGUUUUUCCCUGUCUGCCAUCAUGAAAACCCGUGUGAUACCUCCUCCCAGGCCCCAGUUUUUCGUCCAACCCUCCUUCAGUCAGAUUCCUUUCACUCCUUCCCCCUACAGUCAGAUCCCUUUUGUCCAAAGCCCUUUUUUGACUGAAGCGUCACACCUGCACCCUACUUUUCUGGACAACCCGCUGCUGUUGCCGAGCCUUCUGCUGAUUCUAGGCUUUACCGGCCGGCACCUCACCACCAACCUGACCACCACCCUCGCCGACAAAGACAGCUUCCAGAGGCUCCUCUUCAACAACCGCCGUACCGUCGACGACAUCAAGUACAACCUCACAAAUAUCAACUAUCAUCACCGACACAAAGGAGCCAAUUGCGAAGAAACCCCGAAUUUGUGUAAAACGCAACAAAUAAGAGAUGAGCCAGACAGCCUUUCCUCCGGGUUCUUGUCUCUUCAGGAAUCUGUUCUCGACCUUCAGAAAACUUUGACCCGCCGCUUGCACAGGAAAGUGCCCCAAAAAGGUGGAGACAUGAACGAAAUCCUCGACCACAUGUUGCUAGACCUGGAGACUCGGAGUAAGGAUCUGGAGAAGCGACAAGCAGACGGGAUGACAAGGCACCUUAGACACUCACAGGAACACCUGAGAGGCUGUAGAGAACCAUUCUUUGUGUUGGGUGGUGAGUGCUUCUACCUGAGCUACAAGAACAAGCUGUCCUGGCACGACGCUAACUCAUCUUGUACCAUGAUGGGCGCUCACCUAGCCGAGCCCGGUAACCUCCGUGAUCUGGCUGCCAUUCUCCAGAACCUGCCUACCAAGUUAAAGCGGUGGUGGGUGGGAGGUUCUGACGAGGCUCAGGAAGGAGACUGGCGGUGGUUGUCGGGUCGACCAGUGAGUAGCAGUGACUGGAGGGAAGGUCAGCCCAGCAACAUCAGUCUAACCAAUGACGUGCAGGAUUGUCUGGCCCUGGCGAUGGUGAAGACCCAAAGCCCUCCCCUCGAUGAUUACUCCUGCUGGAAAAAGAGGGCCUUCAUCUGUCAGCAGGACCUGGAAUAGCUUGUGUUUUCUUCUCAUUGCUUAACGUCUUUCCCUCUUUUAUUUUUUCCAUUUUAUUAUCAUCUUCGAUGACUGUUCCUGUUGCAGGUAGAUGGAUUUCAUCUGUCAGUUCACUUCGAGUGUUGACUUAAAAAAAUAUUUCCUCUUUUUCAUUUCUUCUUUUAUUAUUAUUUACUUGAACUACUUUUCUUGUUUGAAGAAGACGAUGGUCUUCGUCGGUUAUCCAGAUGCCCAUUGCUCACCUGGAAUAACCCUUUCUUUUUUUUCCUUUUUUCUUUUCCCUUUUCAUUUUCUUCCUCCAUAAUUUCUCCCGGUGAAAGGGAACUUUCAUCAGCGAGCUGUAUAGUGGCACCUUUCCUUUCCUCUGCGUGCUGAUGCUGUGGCAAAAGCAGCUGCUUUUCGUCCUGUAGCACAUCAUUCCCCUCUACCUGCCUCUGAUAUGAAGCUAGAAAUAAGAGCUGUCAUCCGCUCGAGUUGGUAAUGCAAGUGGGAUGCCGUCGGAGCAAACAAGCUCCGCGAUAUCUAUCCUGCAUUGAGUGCCUGGGGACAUCAAGGACUGUCACAGCCGGGAGACUGCUUUGGCCUGCCUCCGUAUUGACCACACACAGCUGACUCCUGAUUUUUUUUUUUAUGAAGAAGGCACCCCCUCCCCAUUGUGAUAACUGCCUGGUCCCAUUGACUGUUCGACACCACCUGGUGGAGUGUCCCAGUCUCAUGGUUCUCGUAGUAAGCACCUCUCCCAAUGCCGGGUGGGAGACGGGUCUUAGCGUCUCUGGUUCUGGCGGAGGAGUGGGUAGUGUGGGAGGGGACGUCCUCUCCUUCGUGGAGGAAGCCGGUCUUCUACAUAAGGUUUGAGUUUCAUCUAUUCACGUGUUGAAAUGUUUUUUUUUACGAAAGUUCUGUGUUAUUUGUUACUAAGUUUUUUACCUUCCAAUACAGUAUUUGAUUUUAUUAUUUUAAGCCAUUAUUUUUAUCCGGCGACAUAUGACCUAAGCUGUUGCGUCGCCAGGGAUGUAAUUGAUCAAUCAAUCUGCCUCUUCGCGGUAUUAGCCAAGAAAAAAAAAACUUUAUUUCAUAAAUAGCGUAUUCGACUUUACUUUGAUUUUCCAAAUGUUUUAGCAGGUAUUUCUUGAAGUCUUAGGAAAAUAGACAUUCGUUUAUUUGAAGAUACGAUGCAAAGUAGCCAGUAUACUUUUAAAUCUUAAUUUAAGAAAAGAAUAAACAAACGUCUUUAUACUAAGUACGUGUUGUAGAAGACUUCUAACAGAAGAAAGACUAUUUUAGUUAGUGUUUAAGCACUUGAGUGAACUGCCAUAUUGUAAUUAGCUGGUAAGAAAGUAAAUAAAAAUAAAUAAUGA
Homarus americanus (American lobster) is the source of this 2690-nucleotide messenger RNA. RefSeq names its product CD209 antigen-like. The record is from RefSeq and is a predicted model, not a curated record. The coding region runs from base 304 to 1332 and encodes 342 amino acids. The transcript has 5 exons. NCBI's taxonomy places the organism in Eukaryota, Metazoa, Arthropoda, Malacostraca, Decapoda, Nephropidae.